UCUUCAACAAAUCACGCAGGUCCAUCAUCAUCAUCAUCUUCAUCGUCAUCACCAACUUCUUCAUCAUCACCAUCAAUGGAAUUCCCCUAACCAAACCACUUUUUACCCUAAAAAAUCGAUUCCUUUUAUCUUCCUCUCUUUAGUUUUGUAGGUUUUUUCUUCUUCUUCUUUUUUUUUUUCUUCCAGAUUAACUCUUAAAUUAGUUUCUUUGAGUUCUCGACCCUGUAGCUUCGUUCCUGUUAAUAAUUUCUUGUGAUCCUUUCAGUACAAACCAUUAAAAAACCCUAAUUUCACAAACCCACCGACUUCUUCUUCUUCUUCUUCUCUCUCUCUCUGUCUCUGGCCCAUCCUUAAACCCACUCUGCUUUUGCUUUUCUUUUCUUUUUUCCGGGAAAUUUGAUCUCUUUUUAACUCUCGUCAUUAUUUGUAGGGAUGAUCUUUUAGUUUUUGGUUUUGUUUUCCCCCAAAUUCUCACUUUUUUCUCACUUCAUCAUCUUUCACAUAACCGAGUAAACCCUAGAAAUCUCCCCCCAAUUCUAAUUCCAAUGGGUUUCUUUCAUCACUGUGCUUAAUCAUGUCUUAGGGUUUACUCGGUUUCCUUUAUUAUAUCACUUUGAAGUAAUUAAAUUGAUCAUCCUUUUUUUUUGCUUUGGCAUAAAGUUUCCAUUUUUUUUUCUUCUCUCUCUCUUUCUCACUCCUCUGUAAUCACGGCGUACCAGUCAGUUCCGGGUUCUGGGUUUCACUACUUGAAUUCUCCUUUUGGUGAUACAACUUUCACAAAGGUAUUCGUCGGUGGACUUGCUUGGGAGACUCAAAGUGAAACCCUUCGUCGCCAUUUCGAACAGUACGGUGAAAUCCUUGAAGCUGUUGUCAUUGCUGAUAAGAACACUGGCCGAUCCAAAGGAUAUGGCUUUUUGUUUUGUGAAUGAUUCAGUGCUCUGUUUCUAUUUCAUAUGGAGGAUUUAUAGGUGACUUUCCGAGAUCCAGAAGCUGCUAGGAGAGCUUGUGUUGACCCAACUCCCAUUAUAGACGGUAGACGUGCAAAUUGUAAUCUUGCUUCCCUUGGGAGACCUCGCCCUCCAUUGCCCUAUGCAUUGAUACCUAGUAUGCCUGGGCGUUUAAGACCAGCUUCCCCGUACAUUGGAAAUGUGCAGGGUCCUCGUGGUUCACUUAUUGGAAACUAUCCGUAUCAGCAACCACUUCCAUUUAACUACCACCAGCAAGGACUUGUGUAUCCUUAUGGGGUAACCGCUUAUGGACCCGAGUACAUGUACUCGCAAUCACAGGGUUUAUAUAGUCCAUACAUGGGUCAGCAGUACCUUCAGGUCUACGGAGUACCUGGGGCAGUGAAUUCACCCGUUUAUCAAUAUGGGCAAUUAAGUCAGACUAUUCCCAGUGGCCAGGGCUAUACAGCAGUUCAAGGGUAUUCAGUUCCAGGAAGCCAUGUUCUGCAGCUUGGUGGACCUACUGUCAGUGCGAUGACCACUUCAUCUAUGUCUGCUCUUCAAGCUCCAUACCCUUCAGGUAUACCAGGCCCUGCUCCUGUACAGUCGCAUAUCAUUGUCCAUUCCCCUCAAUUUAUGCAGAAUAGUGGUUCUGACCAAACAACAAGUUAUUCUUGAAGACUGAGGAGAAAAGGAAGUUAAGCGGUAGCAAAACUGCUACUUAAGGUGGCAGCAGAGGCUUCCUGUUUUAUUAAGUCUUGCACGUUAUUUAUCAUGCAUCCUAAAAGGUUAUAUAAAAUAGUCUUGCUCACUGGAAAGGCGCAGAAGGAAACAAGAAAAGGAAAUUGGAGUUACAGGGUUUGUGCUUCUGUUUUCUUACCCAUCCAUCAAUGUGUAUAAAACACAGCCACACAAGCAGCUGCUGGCUCGAGCUCGGGUUUGAGUUUUGAAGGCACUAUAAUGGUUUUGCUCUUGGGAGGGGAAAACCGUUAGUAAUAAGUUGGUGUACAAUAUGCAUAUAUAUAUAUAUAUACACAUACACGAGCAUAUACAUGGUAGAAUCAAAAUCUGAUUCUUUUAUAGUCUAAAAAGUCGUAAUACCACUACACUUCCUUCAGGUAGAGGAGUGUAGUGAGUAACAUUGAUAGGUAUAUAGCCUUUGUCCCCAGGUCCUGCAUUGUAAGUAAAAACAUGUUCAUGUUCUUGUCUGUUACUGUGCAUAUUUAGGGUU
This is a messenger RNA of Camelina sativa (false flax), 2175 nucleotides long. RefSeq lists its product as uncharacterized. The record is from RefSeq and is a predicted model, not a curated record. NCBI's taxonomy places the organism in Eukaryota, Viridiplantae, Streptophyta, Magnoliopsida, Brassicales, Brassicaceae.